AUGCAACAGAAAGGUGAAGAAGACCGAGUAUGGUAUGACAUCAUGGAGGAAGAAAUGAAGGCCUACCUCGGGUUGAACAUCGUAAUGGGGAUCAAUCAGCUGCCAUCCUACAAAGACUACCGGUCUAAAGAUUUAUUUCUUGGUAAUGAAGGAACAAAAUCCAUCAUGACUGUUCGAAGGUAUGAAAAAAUUACCGAGUAUUUGCAUGUAAGUGACAGGGCAAAUGAACCAGCUAGGAGAGCCAGGAAUUUUGACAAACUCUACAAAGUGAGAGAAGUCAUUACAAUGGCAAGAAGAAAUUUCAACAAUAACUACAAACCAAAUGGAAAAUUGGCCAUUGAUGAGGCCAUGAUUAAAUGGACUGGAAGACUUAUCAUUCAAGCAGUAUUUGCAAGCCAAACCAAUUAA
Molecule: messenger RNA, 408 nt
Organism: Ostrea edulis (European flat oyster)
Lineage: Eukaryota; Metazoa; Mollusca; Bivalvia; Ostreida; Ostreidae
Exons: 1
Coding region: 1-408 (135 amino acids)
Source: RefSeq, a predicted model, not a curated record